This is a messenger RNA of Poecile atricapillus (Black-capped chickadee), 2021 nucleotides long. RefSeq names its product zinc finger protein 239-like. The record is from RefSeq and is a predicted model, not a curated record. NCBI's taxonomy places the organism in Eukaryota, Metazoa, Chordata, Aves, Passeriformes, Paridae. The transcript is spliced from 2 exons. The coding region runs from base 538 to 1440 and encodes 300 amino acids.
CGGUGGGAUGCUGUGGGACUGGGGGGGAAGAGGGAGGCGGCAGUGGGUGCUGGGCCUGGGGGCAGGAGGAGAAGGGAAGGAGAAGCAGGGGUGAAGAACAAAAUGAUCAAAAUAUCUAUCUGGGGUUUUACAGAAGAAGGAGAAGGAGUGUGAGGAUGAGUUGGGACACAUGAGGAGGAAGAGCAGGACGUGGAAGAAGCACAAGUUUCAGAGCAGGACGUGGAAGAAGCACAAGGUUCCUCCCUCGCUGUAUGUGCAGUCCCAGGAGUGUUUCCUUGCCCACAGUCAGCAGGCGACUGGAGAGGAGGAUCCAUGAUUUUCACUGGGCUGAAUCUUGGUGUCUCUGAGUUUUAUUGGGCUAAAUGUUGGUGCUUUGGUUUUUUUGCAGGGGCUGAAUCUUUGUAUUCUGGAGGGGGUUUUGCCUGAAUUUGGUGUUUGGGUAGUUUUUGAUCAGUGUUUUGAUGUUUGGAGGAUGUUUUUGCUGAAUCUUUGUGUUUUGGUUUCUUCCAGACACAAGAUGCCCAGUGAUUUUCUGAGAUGAACUUGGGCAAGGAGGAACCGCCAGCCCAAGGUGCUCUCCUCUCUUUUUUUCCUCCUAAUCUGGAAUUUUCAUUCCCAAACUGUGUCCAAAUGGAAGAGGAGGAGGAAAAGCCCCAGAGAUGCCGCACAAGGAGGGGCUGCAAACCCAGCCCAGGGAGCUCCGAGGAGGAAAGAUCUCCCCAGUGCCAGGAACACGGCCAGAGAUCCAGCCAGAGCUCAGAGCUGGGGGAGAAGCCCCACAAGUGCUUGGAAUGUGGGAAGGGUUUCAGGUACAGCUCCCACCUCAUAAAGCACAGGAGGAUCCACACUGGGGAAAAGCCCUACGAGUGUGGGGAAUGUGGGAAGAGCUUCAGCCAGAGCUCCAACCUGAGGAAUCACCAGAGGAUCCACACAGGGGAACGGCCCUAUGAGUGUGGGAAAUGUGGGAAGAGCUUCACAGAUGUCUCUGACCUGAUGAGACACCAGGUGAUCCACACAGGGGAACGACCCUACACCUGCUUGGAAUGUGGGAAGAGCUUUGGGUGGAGCUCCAAUCUGAGGGCACACCAGCUCAUCCACACUGGGGAGAGGCCCUACGAGUGUCCCGAGUGUGGGAAGAGCUUUGGGUGGAGCUCCACCCUGCGAAAACACCAGCGCAUCCACACUGGGGAGAGGCCCUACGAGUGUCCCGAGUGUGGGAAGAGGUUUCAGACCAGCUCUGAUGUCCUCGUACAUGAGCGGAUUCACACAGAGGAGAGGCCCUUCCGCUGCCCCGAGUGCGGGAAGGGCUUCAACCGCAACUCCAACCUCACCGUCCACCAGCGCAUCCACACUGGGGAGAGGCCCUACGAGUGUCCCCAGUGUGGGAAGAGCUUCUCCAGGGGCUAUCACUUGACCCAACACCAAUGGAGGCACCAGUAAGGGAAGCCCUGCGAGUGCCCCGAGUGCGGGAAGAGCUUCGUGCGCUGCUCCAGCUCCAUCCCCCAUGGGAGGAUCGGCGUUGGAUGAUCCCCAGUGACCCCCGGUGGGCAGAGCCCUGGUGAUCCGUGGUCCUGGUGAUCCGUGUUGGGAAGACACCUGGCUGGGAGGCUCCACAUCUUCCUGUGUCCUUGUGGGCACCUGGAUGAAAGCAGGGGAAUGAAAGUCCAUCAGGACACAGACCAACAAUGGGUAUUCCUUGAGGAGAGUGGAUUUGUUGACUUUCAAUCAUAGAGAACUUUUUUCCACUGCAUCAGGAGCUCGGUGGGCAGAGAAAAGGGGGUCACUGGGCAGUGGGGGUCCCUGGCGGGAGCACACACACUCUGGCGAGGGAGGACACAAUCCCCAGGACCCCCUCUCACCUUUUUGCUCAGGUAGAAGCUGAGCCCCAGCACCAGGAAGGUGAAGCCCAACAUGGAGCCCCCGAUCCCCAUCAGCAUCUUGCUGCAGGUGGCAUUUCACGGCAUCCCUGGGGCAUCUGCAGAGGUCAGGAACCUCAAAACCUCUCACAGACACCCCAAGCC